GACUGCGUAAUUAAUGCUGCAGCCCUUCCAUUUUGCCCGCCUAACUGCCAUUUCAAAAAUUGGCUCUCAAACAAAAGCAACCCCAAACAAACGUAUGAUUUAUAGUUGUAUCCUCAUAGUCAUCCUCCUUUCCAGUUAAUUAAUGAACAAACGAGGCAUCUUCUCAAAAUCCUCAAUCAACGCCAACAAUUUUGUAUCUCUUUAUCCAUUUUGCUUCUCGUCUUCCAAAUUUUCUUCCUCAUCAUCGCCCAAACCCCCGUCUUACCGUCUCUCUUCAUUCAUUGCCUCCCUCCAAUCAUGCGCCCAUCAAAAGAAACUCACACAAGGCAAGCAACUCCACUCUUACAUGCUCAGGAAUGGCCUCCUUCAAGCCUCCCCCGCGUCCCUCACCAGUCUCAUCAACAUGUAUUCCAAAUGCAACCAAAUGACCCAUGCCCUUUCCUUAUUGCAAACUGCCCCUCAAAGCCCAAACAUUUUUUCUUUUAAUGCAAUAAUUUCUGGGUUUAUCACGAAUGAAGAUCCCAUUCAAGGGUUGAAGGUUUACAGGGAAAUGAGGGUUCUUGGUAUUUUCCCUGAUAAAUACACGUUUCCCUGUUUGCUUAAAGGUUUUUGUGAUAUUAUGGAGGUUUUAGAGGUUCGGAAGAUUCAUGGGUUGGUUUUUAAACUUGGGUUGGACUUAGAUUUGUAUGUUGGGAGUGGUUUGGUUAAAUGCUAUUUGAAGUUUUCAUUCAUAGAGGAUGCUGAAAAAGUGUUCGAUGAAUUGAUUGUGAGAGAUGUUGUGCUUUGGAAUGCUAUGGUUAAUGGGUAUGCGCAGGUUGGGCAGUUCGAUGAGGCUUUGGGAGUGUUUAAGAAGAUGUGUUUAGAAGGGGUUGAAAUGAGUAGUUUCACGGUUACUGGAGUUUUGUCGGUUUUUGCAAUGACAGGAGAUGUGGACAAUGGGAGGGCAAUUCAUGGAGUGGUCGUGAAAAUGGGGUAUGGCUCCAGUAUCGUUGUGUCAAAUACUUUGAUUGAUAUGUAUGGGAAGUGUAAGUGUGCUAGUGAAGCAUUGGAGAUCUUCAAAAUGAUGGAUGAGAGGGAUACUUUUUCUUGGAAUUCAAUUUUGUUUGUUCAUGAACAAUGCGGUGAUCAUGAUGAAACAUUGAGACUCUUUCGAGUGAUGUUAAGGGAUGGCAUUCAGCCCGACUUGAUCACUUUGACCACUGUGCUUCCUUCUUGUACUCAGAUGGCAGCACUGAUGCAUGGUAAGGAGAUUCAUGGCCAUAUGAUUAUUAAUGGGUUGACAAAAGAUGGAAAGGAAGAAGAUAUUGAUGAUGUUCUUAUCACCAAUGGUAUUAUGGAUAUGUAUGCGAAAUGUGGGAGUAUGAGAGAGGCUCAUUUGGUUUUUGAUAAGAUGAGCCAUAAGGAUGUUGCGUCCUGGAACAUUUUAAUCAUGGGUUAUGGCAUACAUGGUUAUGGAAGUGAGGCAUUGGAUAUGUUUUCGCUCAUGUGUGAGAGUGAAUUUAAGCCUGAUGAUGUCACAUUUGUGGGGGUCCUGUCAGCCUGCAGCCAUGCUGGCUUUGUGAGCCUAGGGCGUGAACUCCUAGGGCAAAUGAAGUCAAAGUAUGGUGUUGUUCCUACCAUAGACCAUUAUACUUGUGUAGUUGACAUGCUCGGUCGGGCUGGCCAGCUUGAGGAGGCUUAUCAGUUGGCUCUAGUAUCGCCUACUGAGUCCAAUGCUGUUGUGUGGAGGGCCUUAUUGGCGGCAUGCCGGCUCCAUGGAAACUCAGAUAUAGCUGAGGCCAUUGCGAAGCAUGUGUUUCAGAUUGAGCCUGAGCAUAGUGGUAGUUAUGUAUUGAUGUCCAAUGUUUAUGUAGCAGCUGGGAAAUACAAAGAAGUAUUGGAUGUUAGAAACAUGAUGAAGCAACAAAAUGUCAGGAAAUUACCGGGGUGUAGCUGGAUUGAAGUCAAGAAUGGAAUCCAUGCCUUUAUUAAUGGUGAUCGGACGCAUCCUGGAUCAAACUCUAUUUAUGAUGGAUUGCACUCAUUGACUGCUCUUUUGCACGAACACGACUAUGUACCAGACUUCUAGUGAUAUAUUCUCAUGGCAAUAAAUGACGGAUUGCUUUUCCAUCUUUUCUUCGUACGUGGAUACAACCUUAAAAUCUCGGGUCCAGAAUAAGAUAUGAAUGAGAAAUAACGCCAACAAACCCCAUAUAAUUCAUGGUUCAAUUAUGGAAUAAGGAAACGCUUGGAAUGGAGCAGUAUAAUCAGCUAAUAAUUGUCUGGUUGCAUGGGCAUGGCAAUUGGCAGGUACCUAGCACUGAAUGAAAUUUUUUGUAUAAUGAUAAGAUAAACUUCUAUAAUAUGCUUUAGGGAAAGAACUAGCUGACCGACUUGUAUGCUGAAACUUUUCCGCCUGUAGUCUAGUCCAAGAUUGAUUACACGUUUUGGAGUUUUGGUUAUUUUAAAGCUAUUUAGAAGACGAGAUGUCAAAUGGAGUUCUGAUAAUGUUAUGUAUGCUAGGUAAAAUUUUACAUGGCAUGUACAUGAGCUAUAACAAUCUUUUGUUAUAGUUUUUCUGAUUUCA
This is a messenger RNA of Gossypium raimondii (Peruvian cotton), 2566 nucleotides long. RefSeq names its product pentatricopeptide repeat-containing protein At3g14730. The coding region runs from base 143 to 2068 and encodes 641 amino acids. Gene Ontology annotation, biological process: RNA modification. The record is from RefSeq and is a predicted model, not a curated record. Gene Ontology annotation, molecular function: RNA binding; protein binding. The transcript has a single exon. Lineage: Eukaryota; Viridiplantae; Streptophyta; Magnoliopsida; Malvales; Malvaceae.